Bombina bombina (fire-bellied toad) is the source of this 2436-nucleotide messenger RNA. Its product is annotated as protein kinase C and casein kinase substrate in neurons protein 1. Gene Ontology annotation, cellular component: endosome; plasma membrane; cytoplasm. The transcript has 10 exons. The record is from RefSeq and is a predicted model, not a curated record. Gene Ontology annotation, molecular function: phospholipid binding; protein binding. Gene Ontology annotation, biological process: regulation of endocytosis; cytoskeleton organization; plasma membrane tubulation. NCBI's taxonomy places the organism in Eukaryota, Metazoa, Chordata, Amphibia, Anura, Bombinatoridae. The coding region runs from base 182 to 1396 and encodes 404 amino acids.
UUCCCCAUCUGACACUGUCUACUGUUACCCCUCCUACCCCCCCCCCCUCCUCCUCUCCUGGACAACUCCUGCUUUAGUUAGCUGGCAAAGAUUUGUAAGUCAUCAUCUGCAAAGACGGCAAGGGAGAGACAGACUGCAGAAACUCCUCUGAAGUCUAUGCAGGAGAGAAGAAGGUACAGCCAUGUCGGUGAUAUACAGCGAGGUCGUGGUGGAUGAGGUCACUCCUGAUAGCUUCUGGAUGCCCAACAAUUACACUAGCACAGUGAAACGGAUGGAAGAUGGACACAGACUAUGUGAUGAAAUCGUAGCUUGUUUCCAGGACAGGGCCAAGAUUGAGAAGCAGUACGCACUACAGAUGGAUGAGUGGACUCGCAAGUGGAAACCCCUGGUAGACAGCAGUCCCAUGUAUGGUUCCCUACUGAAAGCCUGGCAGUCAUUCAUGACAGCAACAGAACGUCUCAGUGAGCUGCAUAUACAGAUCCAGAAAACAUUACUAACAGAUGAUGCAGACAAAAUACGCAACUGGCAGAAGGAGACUUAUCAUCGCAAAAUCUUUGGUGGAUUCAAGGAAUCCUGUGAGAUUGAGAGUGGCUUCCACAAGGCUCAGAAACCAUGGGCAAAAAAAUUAAAAAAGCUUGAAAAGUCAAAGCUAUCUUAUCACAAGGCAUGCAAGAAAGAGCACUUGGCUACAGUCAGAGAGAACAACGGGAAAAUUAAUCCAGAGUUGUCACAAGAGAAGCAGAAGAAACUAAUAGAGGAUAAUGAGAAAUGCAAGCAAGAAAAGGAAAAGAUAAGACAAAGAUAUGAAAAGUCCUUGCAGGAAUUGAACAAAUAUAACCCAAAGUAUAUGGAAGAGAUGGAAACGGUGUUUGACCAAAGUCAGCAGCUGGAGCAGAAGAAGAUUAUUUUUAUAAAACAAGCGCUACAUUCUGUGCACCAGCACUUAGAUGUAACAAGCAAUGAAAGUGUCCAGACUGUAUACAGUGACCUGAACCAGGCUAUCAUGGCUGUCAAUGACCAGGAAGACUUGAAGUGGUGGAGAAACAAACACGGACCUGGAAUGUUAAUGAACUGGCCAAAGAUGGAGGAGUGGAAUGCAGAUACAGAACAGCAAAUAGUAAAAAAGAAGAGAGUUAAAGAGACAGACAAGGUGACAUUGUACAGUGUUACACCGACAGAAAGCAGUAUGAAUAAGCCUCCAGUAAAUGUGCCUGGAGUGCGAGUGCGAGCAGUUUAUGAUUAUUCAGGACAGGAAGCUGAUGAACUCAGUUUUAAAGCAGGUGAUGAACUCACAAAGAUUGAAGAGGAAGAUGAGCAAGGUUGGUGCAAAGGUGUGACAGACCGUGGGCAAGUCGGACUGUACCCUGCAAACUACGUGGAAGUCAUUUCUGGAUAAAAAAACAAACAAAAAAACAAUGGGAAUAAUCAAGCAGCAUUAAAACAAACGCAAAUGACAAUAAUUUAUACAAGGAACCAUCAAACAUGGAGUUAUCCGUCAACAUCCUUCUCCUCUCACACCGCUUGUAUUUGUUACACCACAAGAAACACCACUGCUAAUAUGAAAGAUAUCGCUGACCACUUCCAGUAUUCUUUAUUUUAUUGGAUCUAAAAUGUAGUUUUAAUUUUUUACUGAAGAAAAUACAGAAAUAGAACUCAAGGUAUUUAUACGCUCACAAAUAUUUUUUCUCUGUACCAUCAAUUUGGUAUUUUUUACAGUCCUGUUGAGAUCAAGCUAACCUCAUUUAUUUAUAGAUAUUUGAGAUCUUAAACAGAAAUGAAACCUGAAUGCUAUGUGCAGUGCAGACCAGGUUUGGCAAAGCUUAGCACACAACAAAAUAUUUUACUGGCAAACAGCACUCAUAUUUGUCCCUCCUGCAGUGCAGUGAGACUUUGUUAAAUUAUUACUGAUUUUGGCAUAAGCUCUGAAAAAGGAUGUCAGGACUGCUCUCCCUCUAAGGAGUGCUCAUAUUUUAAUAUGCAAUGUGCAUCCAUGGAAUAUAACGGGGAAAAACAUAUUAGACCGGAAUUCAAGAGAAUAUGACACACAAUUUCCUAUUUUCUAUAGACUUCAUGAAAUAUUUUGAGAAAGCAUUUCAAUGCAAUCUUUGCUUAUUUAGCGAUAUAUAGACCACAAAGCCCACUGUAUAACCAGGAUCCUUUCGGGAUGCUCAAUGUCAAUUGUGGAAGAAUGUUAGCACUGAUACAGGGACGAAAAGCCCAGGCUUGAUAUAACACCCUUAUGCUAAUGUAAAAGGUAAUCAUUUUCAGUAUCAAAUUCAUUUGGAGAUUUUAACAAAAUAAAUAACUUAAAAUGCUAUUUAAAAAAAAAAUAAUAUUCCUUUUUUCCCCAACACAAAACCAGCUUCUAUAAAGGGGCUUUUACAGUAAUUGGUGAAGCAGCAAUGGAAACCAUUAAAGUGUCUUCUAUACCAAAAA